This is a messenger RNA of Tinamus guttatus (white-throated tinamou), 1850 nucleotides long. The record is from RefSeq and is a predicted model, not a curated record. Lineage: Eukaryota; Metazoa; Chordata; Aves; Tinamiformes; Tinamidae.
AGACCAUGCUCUACACAAUGACAUAUUGGCUCCCAGUCCUGGUCCUCCACCUGAUCUUCCCGAGAACUGCCCCAGCCUGCCCGGCUCGCUGUGAGUGUGCCCCUCAGAUCAAGUCGGUCGUGUGCCAUCGCAAACGGCUCACCGCCAUCCCCGAGGGCAUCCCCACUGAAACCAAGAUCCUGGAGCUCAACAAGAACCGCAUCCGCUGCCUCAACCCCGGUGACCUCUCCCCGUACCCCUUGCUGGAGGAGCUUGAUUUCAGCGAGAACAUCAUUACCAAUGUGGAGCCAGGCGCCUUCAGCAACCUGUUCAACCUGCAGACCUUGCGGCUACGAGGGAAUCAGCUCAAGCUGAUCCCCACAGGAGUCUUCACCAAGCUGACCAACCUCACCCUCCUGGACAUUAGUGAGAAUAAAAUUGUCAUCCUGCUGGACUACAUGUUCCAGGACCUGCGAAACCUGAAGAGCCUGGAGGUAGGUGAUAACGACUUGGUGUACAUCUCCCAGAGAGCCUUCUCCGGGCUGCUCGGCCUGGAGCAGCUGACCAUCGAGAGAUGCAACCUGACCUCCAUCUCUGCGGAGUCACUAUCCUACCUCCAGAACCUAGAGGUGCUCCGGCUCCGACACCUCAGCAUCUCUGCGCUGGAGGACCAGAACUUCAAGAAGCUCUACAACCUCCUGCAGCUGGAGAUCGACAACUGGCCACUGCUGGAAGACAUCUCCCCAACCAGCUUCCAGGGUCUGAACCUCACCUCUCUCUCCAUCACCUACACCAACAUCACAGCUGUGCCCACAGCUGCCUUGAGGAACCUGGUGUACCUCAGGUACCUGAACUUGUCCUACAAUCCCAUUAGCACUGUGCUGAAGGGCUCCUUUAAAGACCUAAUUCGGCUCCAGGAGCUCCACAUUGUGGGUGCUCUCCUGGUGUCUGUGGAGCCACAGGCUUUCUCUGGCCUGAGACAAAUCCGUCUCCUCAACCUCUCCAGCAAUUUCCUCUCCACGCUGGAGGAGAGCACCUUCCACUCUGUCAACACCCUGGAGACGCUGCGUGUGGACAAGAACCCGCUCGCCUGUGACUGCCGCCUCCUCUGGAUCCUGCAGCGACGGAAGACGCUCAACUUUGACGGGCAGCAGCCCAUGUGCUCCUCACCACCCGAGAUACAGGGCAAUGCCCUGCGCGACUUCCCGGACUCCAUACUCUUUGAGUAUUUCACCUGCCAGAAGCCCAAAAUAAGGGAUCGGAAGCUGCAGCACAUCACGGCCCGGGAAGGACAGUCUGUCUCCUUCCUAUGCCGGGCGGACGGGGAGCCAGACCCCUCCAUCGUGUGGGUGUCCCCCCAGCACCGCAUGAUCACCACCAGAAGCACGGGGCGGGCGACCGUGCUGCCAGGGGGCACGCUGGAGAUCCGAUUUGCCCAGGUCCAAGACAGCGGCACCUAUAUCUGCAUCGCCAGCAAUGCCGGAGGCAACGACACCUACUUUGCCACCCUGACGGUCAAGGGGCAUCCGGCCGAUGGCUCCCCAUAUGCAAACCGGACUUUGUACCUCAGCGAGUUCAACGACACCUCCCACAAUGACACACAAGUCUUCUUAAAGUUUACACUGGACCUCAAGACCAUCUUGGUCUCCACGGCCAUGGGUUGCAUCACCUUCCUCGGGGUGGUGCUCUUCUGCUUCCUGCUCCUCUUUGUGUGGAGCCGAGGCCGGGGGCAGCACAAGAACAACUUCUCCGUGGAGUACUCCUUCCGUAAGGUGGAUGGCCCCACCACCACCACAGGCCAAGGAGGAGCCAGGAAGUUCAACAUGAAGAUGAUCUGAGCCUUUCUAAAGGAGAACCAUUCUCCUCUGCCU